Messenger RNA from Oreochromis niloticus (Nile tilapia), 891 nucleotides. Its product is annotated as hemoglobin subunit beta. Lineage: Eukaryota; Metazoa; Chordata; Actinopteri; Cichliformes; Cichlidae. Gene Ontology annotation, cellular component: haptoglobin-hemoglobin complex; hemoglobin complex; blood microparticle. Gene Ontology annotation, molecular function: oxygen carrier activity; heme binding; peroxidase activity. Bases 135 to 578 code for a protein of 147 amino acids. Gene Ontology annotation, biological process: hydrogen peroxide catabolic process; oxygen transport. The transcript has 3 exons. The record is from RefSeq and is a predicted model, not a curated record.
GAACCAGUUUAGUCAACUCCCACUAGCCAACUCCACCCAAUUUCAUAUCUUUGGGUGGAGUGAAACAGACCUUUAAAAGCUGCAUGCGGUGACCUGCUGACCAACAGGACAAGUGAAACACUCACCAAGACAAAAUGGUUGUGUGGACAGACUUUGAGCGCACCACGAUCCAGGACAUCUUCUCCAAGAUCGACUAUGCGGUCGUUGGGCAAGCAGCUUUUUCCAGGUGUUUGAUUGUGUACCCCUGGACUCAGAGGUAUUUUGGUGGAUUUGGAAACCUCUACAAUGCUGCUGCUAUCACAACAAAUCCAAAGGUUGCUGCUCAUGGAAAAGUUAUCAUGGAAGCUCUGGAAAAAGCAGUGAAGGACAUGGACAACAUCAAGGCCACAUAUGCAGAGCUGAGCGCGCUGCACUCUGAGAAACUGCAGGUGGACCCUGACAAUUUCAUGCUCCUGGGUGACUGCUUGACCAUUGUGGUUGCUUCUCAAUUGGGUAAAAACUUCACUGCUGAGGUUCACGCAGCUUUCCAGAAGUUCCUGGCAGUGGUGGUGUCCUCCCUCAGAAGACAGUACUACUAAAGAGCUGCAGAUGCCCGUCACAUGCUCUGUUUUAAACCCUUGUCUCAAUGAGCUUUAAACAAAAUAAAAUAUUAAGCAGCUUCAGAAAGUUCCGUGUUUUCUUUUUCACUUUGUUUAUGAUUAAAUUAAACUGUCUGUAAUGAUUAGUUAAACUUAAAAAAAAAAAAACCCAACAGUUUACUAAUUUUAGUGUUUGAACACCAAAAUGUAAAAGUUUAUAUCUAACCUAUUAGCAAAAUAAAUUUCAAUAUCAAAAGUGAAAUGACAUGUGUUAUGAUCCUGCUCAAAAAUUAUAAUGUAAAAUGAAUGCACU